Messenger RNA from Frieseomelitta varia, 1935 nucleotides. RefSeq names its product 5-aminolevulinate synthase, erythroid-specific, mitochondrial (gene Alas). Gene Ontology annotation, molecular function: 5-aminolevulinate synthase activity; pyridoxal phosphate binding. The record is from RefSeq and is a predicted model, not a curated record. The transcript is spliced from 4 exons. Gene Ontology annotation, cellular component: mitochondrion. Lineage: Eukaryota; Metazoa; Arthropoda; Insecta; Hymenoptera; Apidae. Gene Ontology annotation, biological process: heme biosynthetic process; hemoglobin biosynthetic process; erythrocyte development. Bases 242 to 1882 code for a protein of 546 amino acids.
UACUGACUUUUUUAAACGAUAGCCAUUGGUUGUUUAGCAUGGACAUGAAUUUGCAAAAUGAGGAAAAGCUCAAUGUAGCUAAAAUGGGGGUACUUGAAUAUUACAUCCAACAAAAGUACAAUUCGAUUAGUUGCAAAAACGUUUUGUUAACUUUUGUAACAAAAUACUAGAAAGACGCGAGAUCAUAUUAAUCUUUUUAUUUAGUUAACGUUACAGACAUCUAAAAAUAUCUUCUAAUACCAUGAUUGUUCGUCAAUAUAUCUAUUACGUCAAUCAUUACGUGUGCCAUUUAUCUAGUGCUGUAACAGGUAAUUUAAAAAACAUGCCCUGUCCAUUUUUGACACAUCUUUCUGCGAAUUAUAUUCGUAAUUAUGGAACAUCCGUAAUUAUGAACUAUCAGCUGUACCAGUUUUGUCCAGUGAUGUCUCAGUUUUUUAGCACUCAAGUAGAUACCAGUGACACUGGUGAACAAGUUGAAAAAGCUAUAAACAGUCAAUGUCCGUUUCUUGCUAAAGAACAAAAUGCUGUGAAAAUAGCUAGUCCUAUGGUUGAGAAGGAUAUUAUUAACAUAUCAGCUUCAGAAUCAAAGGAAAGAGGUGGUUUCCCAUAUGAAAAAUUUUUCCAUGAACAAAUUAUGAAAAAAAAGAAAGAUCAUUCUUACAGAGUAUUUAAAAAGGUCAAUCGCUUAGCAGAGAGCUUUCCAACUGGAUUAGAGUACUCCUGGGGAGAAAAACCAAUUACUGUUUGGUGUUCUAAUGAUUAUUUAGGAAUGUCACGACAUCCAGCAGUGACAGAUUCUGUUCGAGAAGCAUUGAGCAAAUUUGGUGCAGGAGCAGGAGGAACCAGAAAUAUAUCUGGAAAUUCUAUGGGGCACGAGAUAUUAGAGAAAAGACUCGCUUCUUUGCACCAAAAAGAAGCCGGCUUAUUAUUUACUUCUUGUUUUGUCGCUAAUGACUCAACUUUAUAUACUUUGGCAAAGCUCCUGCCACAUUGUCAUAUUUUCUCUGAUGCUGGAAAUCAUGCUUCUAUGAUUCAAGGUAUAAGAAACAGCGGAGUACCGAAGCAUAUUUUCAGGCACAAUGAUAUAAAACAUCUUGAAGAAUUACUUUCUAAAAUAGACAAAAAUGUGCCAAAAAUUGUAGCAUUUGAAACAGUACAUUCUAUGACUGGUGAUAUAUGUCCCUUAGAAGAUUUAUGUGAUAUUGCACAUAAAUAUAAUGCUUUAACAUUUGUUGAUGAAGUUCAUGCUGUUGGAUUGUAUGGACAUUCGGGAGCUGGGAUUGGAGAAAGAGAUUACGUGCUCCAUAAGAUGGAUAUUAUAUCUGGCACUCUAGGGAAAGCUUUUGGGAAUGUGGGUGGCUACAUUGUUGGAUCUGCUAAGUUAAUAGAUAUGAUACGAAGUUAUGCAGCAGGCUUUAUUUUUACAACCUCAUUGCCACCAACAGUAUUAUAUGGUGCCUUAACAGCCAUUGAAAUUUUAGCUUCAGAUGAAGGAAGAUCAUUAAGGGCUAGCCACCAAAAAAACGUAGCUUAUAUGAAAUCUAUUUUGACAGCUGCAGGUCUUCCAUUAGAGCAAUCACCUUCUCACAUUAUACCGAUAAAAAUUGGUGAUCCAUUACUGUGUAGUCAAUUAGCCGAUUUAUUAAUAAGAGAUAAGGGGCAUUAUGUUCAAGCAAUCAAUUAUCCAACUGUUCCAAAGGGAAAAGAAAAAUUAAGACUUGCUCCAACUCCAAGACACACUCAAUCUAUGAUGGAUCAAUUUGUCAAAGAUAUAUUACAUGUUUUUCAUCAAUUGAGUAUACCAACUUUCGGACAUAAGUCAGACGACAUUCCUGUGCCAACAUUCCAUUCGAAUUCGUUGAUAAAUGUUAAAUGUAAAUGAAUGAACUAACAAAAAUCUAUAUAGUACAAAUAUAAUUUAUUUCUGUAUACAAA